GAUCCAUUCAGUAGUUUCCCCCACCACUCCGCACUCAGCAACCCCACCUCACACCCCCACCAUCUAACAUUGUUGGGCAUCGUCCCUGGCCUAUCGCACCAGUAACCUAACCCACCUUACACGUGAAAAGGUACCGGUAGCUUGCCCUCCAGCUCCAUCACCUUGCCAAUUUAUCUCCACCUCCCCUCGACCACUCCCUCCUUUCUCCCCCACCUUUGCCACACCCCCUGACUUCUUUCACAUACACACACACACGCGCCAACUUCGCCACGAAUACCAUCUACUCUAACCCUCAAGGAUGUCUGAGUCUAGGUUUCCGCAUCCUACUGGGGCUAAUUCGGUAAAGUCACAAUGAUCUCCUAAUGUUACUAUACCUAUCACGAUGAUGUCAAGCACUAACAUGAAUGCACUAGCCCGUCCCUCUCCAGAGAUUGAAACAGAUCGCCAACGACGUACGCCACCCUUCCACCCCUCCUAGCUUCCCUCAAGGGUGAAAAAGAAGGGGACAGGAAAGCUAAUAAAUGGCUAAAAGGCCUGCUUCGCAGCUCUCGAGAAAGUCGAAGUCUACGACCAUUCCCGCACCGAGGGGUGGAACAACACCAUCAUCGUCCUCCCCUCCCUCCCUCAUCCAACUACCUUCUACACAGCUAACCUUCAGGGGAUAACCAGAACCACAUUCUGCGCGCCUUGAUUUCCGAGUCCACCCCUACCGGUGCCGGGCCUGGUUCCUCUCCCUACAAGUUCUCCGUGAACAGCACAAUCAUCCAGCACAUGGCUCAGCGCAACUUCAACUAUCAAACCGCCUCCACCUCUACUAGCUCUCCCUCUGCUGCCACCACUACCUCCACCUCCCAGGACCCCGCCUCUCCCGUCUCCCCCGCCGCCGCCGCUAGCGCUGGUGUCGGCAGCGAACUCACCUCCGGCCGUGCGAGCAAUGAGAACACCGGCGUCGGCAGACGCGGAAUGCACAGCGCCUGCGGUGCCUAUUGGAACAACGAGAAGGACGGGAUGUGGAGUUUCAAGUACGAGACUAGAGGUAUUGCUCCCCAGCGUUGCUUGAAAACUGCUGGUAGUGGUGGCGGCAUUGGCGGUGCUGGCAACAGCAGAGUAUGCACUGGGCUAACCGGGUGCUGUGGGAAAGGCCUUGAUGUGGUUAUCUCGGUUAUUUGGAUUGCGGUUUAGAAAUUAUCGACCUACUUCUUUGUCAACCUGACCCUCUGUUUUUCUGUCCGGUUGGUUUGUCGGUCGGUAUUCUGGAUGGAAGAAAGAAGGAAGCAAGGGGGCAAGGAAGGAAAGUGGUUUUCAUUACCGGCGAUACCCGCUUUGGCUUAGUUGGAUCAUGAUGGCACAGCAAAGUGUGUGGAUGCAUGGGUGAAUUUGUUUGUCUUGUUUCUGUGUCCGCCGUCUUUAUCCAUAUCACUCUGAACUGCAGGGGGAAAGGGGGGGUUAUCCUUUCAUUAUUUUCCUCCUACCGCUACUAUUCUCCUCAUACAUAUUUAUCUAUAUAUCUCUUAUUGCAUGAGGGUGGCUUGUAUAUGUGUGUGUAAAUGAGAUUGGAGUGGAUGGAUUAGAUGGGACAUGUAAAAGGUUUCCCGUAGGUUCUUGUGAAUACUGUGGAGUACACGGUAGCAAAGUUAUCCUGCAUAGCCCAAGAUAUCUGGUAGCGAGAUCUGGUCAAUACUGCUUUUCCCAACCAAC
This is a messenger RNA of Tuber aestivum (summer truffle), 1698 nucleotides long. NCBI's taxonomy places the organism in Eukaryota, Fungi, Ascomycota, Pezizomycetes, Pezizales, Tuberaceae. The record is from the annotation of a GenBank genome assembly.